GGUAGGCCUCCUGGAAAUGAGGAUGAAACCCCCGCCAGCUCCAGAACCCCUCUGCAGACUGGCCAGAAUCCUUCCCCUCUCACUCGUCUCUCCUGUUCUCUGCCCUCUCCCAUUUUGACUCGCUGACACUCUCUUAGACUCUGUCCUUCUGUCUCUGAACCUCUGCCCCCUUCUCUGAGUCUCUGUCCUCUCCAUCUGGGUCUUUGUCACCUUCUCUCUGGGUCUCUGUCCCCUCCCUCUCUGGGUCUCUGUUCCCCUCUCUCUCUCUGGGUCUCUGUCCCCCCUCUCUCUCUGGGUCUCUGCCCCUCUCUCUGUCUGGGUCUCUGUCCCCCCUCUCUCUCUGGGUCUCUGUCCCCCCUCUCUCUCUGGGUCUCUGCCCUCCUCUCUCUCUGGGUCUCUGUCCCCACCUCUCUCUGGGUCUCUGUCCCCCCCCGUGUCUCUGUCUCCCCUCUCUCUCUGGGUCUCUGUCCCCCCUCUCUCUCUGGGUCUCUGCCCCCCCUCUCUCUGGAUCUCUCUCCUCGUCUCUCUAUGGGUCUCUGUCCCUCUCUCUCUCUAGGCCUCUGCCCCCUCUCUCUCUGGGUCUCUGUCCCUCUGUGUGUGUCUCUGUCCCCAUCUUUCUCUGGGUUGCUGUCCCCUCCCCUCUUGAUCUCUGUCCCCCUCUCUCUGCAUUUCCAGCUCUCACUUCAUCUCUAUACCUAGCUCUUCCCCACCCUCCUACGGAUCCCAAGUUGGGGAAUGCCAGUUCUGGCACCAACCUUCCUGCUCCCUGCUGGGGCCUCUGCUCCUCCAUCUCUCAGGAGCCAAAAGUGAGAAAGAAAGGUGGGCAGCCCUGCUCCAAGUCCAGCACCCGGCCCUCAGCCCCUAAAAUGCUCCUCCUGCUCGCAGCACUUCAAGUCCUGGCUGUAGCCAUGACACGGAGCCAAGAGGAUGAGAACAAGAUAAUUGGUGGCUACACAUGUGCCCGGAGCUCCCAGCCAUGGCAGGCGGCCCUGCUGGCAGGUCCCGGGCGCCGCUUCCUCUGUGGAGGCACCCUGCUUUCAGACCGGUGGGUCAUCACCGCUGCUCACUGCGGCCGCCUGAUUCUUCGGGUUGCCCUGGGCAAGCACAACCUGAAGAGGUGGGAGGCCACCCAGCAGGAGCUGCGUGUGGUUCGCCAGGUGACACACCCAAACUACAACUCCCGGACCCACGACAACGACCUCAUGCUGCUGCAGCUGCAGCAGCCUGCGCGGAUGGGGAGGGCAAUCAGGCCCAUUGAAGUCGCCCAAGCCUGCGCCAGCCCCGGGACCUCCUGCCGAGUGUCAGGCUGGGGAACUACAUCCAGCCCCAUAGCCAGGUACCCCACUUCUCUGCAAUGCCUGAACAUCAACAUCUCCCCGGAUGAGGUGUGCCGGAAGGCCUAUCCCGGAGCCAUCACGCCUGGCAUGGUCUGUGCGGGAGUUGCCCAGGGUGGGAAGGACUCUUGUCAGGGUGACUCUGGGGGACCCCUGGUGUGCAAAGGAAAGCUCCAGGGCCUCGUGUCUUGGGGAAUGGAGCGCUGUGCCCUGCCUGGCUACCCCGGUGUCUACACCAACCUGUGCAAGUACCGAAGCUGGAUUGAGGAAACGAUGCGGGGCAAAUGAUGGCCGUCAAGGAGGGAUGGACCUCGUCAGCUGCCCAGGCCCUCCUCUCUCCACUCAGGACCCACGAGUCCCGGCCCCAGCCCCUCCUCCCUCAGACCCAGGAUUCCUGGCUGUAGCUCCUCCUCCCUCAGACCCAGAAGUCCCGGCCCCAGCCCCUCCUCCCUCAGACCCAGGAGCACCAGUCCCCAGCAUCCUGAUCUUUACUCCCUUUCCCAGAGCAGGACCUCAGACACCUUAAACCGGCAUUGUAUUCCAGAGAAGACAAAUUUUAACAUGCUUAGUGUCUCUAAAAACCAAAUAAAUCAUGACGAUGAAAAUGGAA
Molecule: messenger RNA, 1944 nt
Organism: Callithrix jacchus (white-tufted-ear marmoset)
Lineage: Eukaryota; Metazoa; Chordata; Mammalia; Primates; Cebidae
Gene: KLK14
Product: kallikrein related peptidase 14
Biological process (GO): epidermis morphogenesis; proteolysis; seminal clot liquefaction
Cellular component (GO): secretory granule
Molecular function (GO): serine-type endopeptidase activity
Source: RefSeq, a predicted model, not a curated record